AUGGAGGGGGGGCUGGCAUUACGGGUGGGCAAGUGGGUGACCGCCCAGGGCCCCAUGCUCAAGGGGGCACCAUGCGGGUGGGUCAUAAAUGUUCUGGGCCCCUAUUUCCCCGCCCCUGCACCCCACGUGGAGUUAGCAGCAGGAGCCGAGGGGGAAGAAGCCAGGGAACAACCUGAAGUGGCGAGGGGCGGGCUGUGCCCGGAUCCCGGGGGGGCGGGGCAGGCGCUGAGCCCCGGGCCGGCGCUGCAGAGGGAGACGGGGAGCGCCCGGAGGGCGAUGGAGGGGGAGCCCCCGGGUCCCGGGGAGCAGGCGCUACAGGAGUUCCAGGCCCUGGUGGAGCUGGUCGGGGGGAAGCCAGAGGUGCUGCUGGUCGGGGAGGUGCUGGAAGGGGGGGAGACCCGGGCGCUGCUGGGGGCUUUUGCCCAGGAGCUCUUCGGGGAGCAGCCCGGGGACCAGGCGGGCAGCGGGGGGACGCCGGGGGAGCGGCCCGGGGACCAGGCGGGCAGCGGGGGGACGCCGGGGGAGCGGCCCGGGGACCCGGUGGGCAGCGGGGGGAAGCCGGGGGAGCGGCCCGGGGGCCCGGCGGGCGGCGGGGGGAAGCCGCCUCCCCAGGUCCGGGUGUGCCUCGGCCCCGGCGGCGCCGGCCGGGAGAUCCGCUCCCCGCUCAUCUUCCUGCUGUGCCGGGCCGGCUCCUUGCAGCCGCGGCGAGCCCGGGCCCGUCUGCGGGAGAUCGCGCGGGACCUGCGGAGCCGGCUGCCCCGGGGCCCGCCGGCCGCCCUGGUGGGGGUGAUCGUGCAGCCCGGCCCCGGCGAGGAGGAGGCGGCGGCGGCGCUGCUGGAGACGCUGCUGGGCGAGGUCUUCCAGGAGCACCGGGCCGGGCUGCAGGACACGGUGCAAGCGGCAGCUUACAGCCCCGGCUGCCCGGACGGGACUCUGGAGGUCAGGAGAGCCGCCUGCCGAGCCUUGCGAGCGGCCCUGCAGCACCGAGCAGGUGGGGAGGAGAGAGAGAAGCGGAGGUUCCCCUCCCUCCUGCGGUGCGUCCCCUGGGGCAGGAGGAGCCGGAGAAGAGGCCGAUCGGCUAAUGCUGCCAACAACCUUCAUGAGGGUGGCCUGCAGGACCCCGAGGAGGGAGUGGCUCUGACAGGCAUGUCACUUAACGGAAACCGUGAAGAAGCAAGCAGAGGCACAGGUGCUUAA
Emys orbicularis (European pond turtle) is the source of this 1197-nucleotide messenger RNA. RefSeq names its product chromosome 9 C2orf72 homolog (gene C9H2orf72). The record is from RefSeq and is a predicted model, not a curated record. NCBI's taxonomy places the organism in Eukaryota, Metazoa, Chordata, Testudines, Emydidae.